AUGGGCAGCCUGCUGGAACAACUCCCUCCAGAGGUCUACGCCUCCGUCCUCGAUAAUCUCUCACCACGUGAUGUACUACGGCUACGCAAAUCCUCCCGCGCCAUUCUCGACAUGUCCGAAGACUAUGCUACUGCCGCCACAAGAGUAGUUCGCUGCUCCAUCGAACCAACUCAUGCAGCCUGCUGUACCCUGGCCAAGCUGGACAAGUACCGCGAGUGGGACAUUCUGGACGCCCGCAAAGCCCCCAUCAACAGUGAAGAUCUUCUACACGCCGAAAAAGCCAGCGUGGCGUAUCUGGCGCUCAUUAUCCCGGGUCUUCUGAUGCCGUUUGUGGUGCGCAGAGAGAGCCGAAGACAGCUGGAUCGAACGGACCUACAAACGCUCAGAAUAGCCUACAUUCAGUACCGAGACGUGUGGAAGGCCACGGGACAGAGAUACAUUGAAUAUCAGGAAGGAGGACUCAGCAUCCUUAAGGGAUCUACCGUGAGACAGGAUGAAACGUUCAAAACGGUGAAGAUACCACCCCAUCCGGUCCCGAGAAUGCUGGAAAUGAAUCCGCACAUCCCAGACUACUACCAUGCGCAGACUGUGGCUCUCAGGUUCAACUCAGAGCUCAAUAGUCUCGGUGACCUGAUUUUGUUGCAUUCGAAAACAGAACAUAACACAGACGAAAACAUGCUGAGCCAUCUGUUUUGGCAGGAACACAAUUCCGGCAAAAUGUUCUCCAUGCUGACUAUUGUGCACGUGCCUGAACUGGGCAGUAUCAUUCGAGAGGCCUACUUUUGGAACAAUAAGGUGUUUUUGUUCUGCGAAAACUACUUCAUGGAGGCGGAGAUCGUGGGCGCCAAGGGUGCUCGGCUGGUGGUAGACAAGCUUGCUGGAACGUACCACACGGACAUUGCGGCUUCUCAGGACCAUGCCGUGUCUCCCGCUGAUACGCAAGUGAGAUACAUUAGUGAAGGAAAAGUUCUUCUGGGAGACUAUCGAGUGUUGGAUCUAGAUAGACAGACUGUGAGCCAUAGAGAGCCAUGGGUCCCGAGAGACAAGCAGGGAUUUUACGUGGACUUGCCUGUUAGGUAUGGCAAUGAAAGAUUUGCUGCUGGCUAA
This is a messenger RNA of Yarrowia lipolytica CLIB122, 1107 nucleotides long. RefSeq lists its product as uncharacterized. The record is from RefSeq and is a predicted model, not a curated record. Lineage: Eukaryota; Fungi; Ascomycota; Dipodascomycetes; Dipodascales. Gene Ontology annotation, molecular function: protein binding.